AGCUGUUCAAAUUACAAAGGAAAGACAGUAGGAGAGAGAGCUUCGGUCUGUGCGACAUUUUGUUAGCCUUACCAGCAUUUCUUGCACAAUGUUGAUGUUCCUGAUUUUAGUGGUGUCCUUGGACUCUGCUUAUUCUCAAGAAAACAUUGAUUGUUACAACGGAGAGACAGACCAAUUCGGUCGUCAAUACAGAGGAUAUAAGGCUAGGACGGAGAAUGGACUUGUCUGCCAGAAGUGGACAUCACAAACACCAAAUCAACAUACCCGAAAAAUGUCAAAAUUCCCUGAUGCUGGGUUGGGAGAUCACAACUACUGUAGAAACCCAGAAUCAGAAGAUACUGGACCAUGGUGCUACAACUCAGAGGGGACGAAACCUAGAUGGAAAGGUUGUGGAAUACCCGACUGUGCUACAGGUGUUCUGUACAAGAUAACCUACUCAGUGCCGGACAAAAAUAACGCCAAAACAGAAAAUCCACAGUAUGUUAAAAUCACCGGAUCAGCAGGAGAAACAGAGGAACGCCUGUGCGAUUCUAACUUUGACGUGACAAAUCAAGAUGUGGAGUGCGUAUUUUGGAGUAAUAUUAAAAUCGGAGAAUACAAAUGUGUAUCUUUGAGGACUGGUGGAGAUAAUGGACUGGAUUUCACGCAGGUGAAAGUGAAGGUGGAUGGGAAAACAGUUCACACAAUUGUAACUCCCAGCGGUGAGGACUACAUAGAGUUGGACGAUUACGCAACAAAAGUGUUCUGUAAAGUUAAACAAGGUUAA
Messenger RNA from Bolinopsis microptera, 766 nucleotides. RefSeq names its product plasminogen-like. The transcript has 6 exons. NCBI's taxonomy places the organism in Eukaryota, Metazoa, Ctenophora, Tentaculata, Lobata, Bolinopsidae. The record is from RefSeq and is a predicted model, not a curated record. Bases 89 to 766 code for a protein of 225 amino acids.